AUGAAUCCAAUUGUUCGUUAUCAUCUAUUCCGGCACCCACGAAGAAUACCCAUAAGGUUAUCAGAAUCCAGAGUACAGCCGCCACUAAAUAUUGGAUUGGAUUUCCUUCGGAGUGUCUCUUCGGGGUCUAGGAUCACGAGUCUGGGAGAGGACAAACUUGGUUCUCAGUUGAAGAAGAAGAAAAAGAGCGGGAAGAACAUUGAUCGAAAAGAGAUGGGAAGAGAGCCAAUUACAACAGAUGGUGGGGGAAAACAUGGAAAAGACAUAGAGCAAUACCUGAGCCACAUAGAACGGACGGCAACAGAGCCAAGGGAUGAAUCCCUUCAUAACUUCAUCCUCACACAAGUGGAAAGCAUAAACUCCACCACGCGCCUCUUUUAUCUUUCACCUCUUCAUCCCGCAUCUAACUCCUCUCCCAAACACCUCACCUGGAAACCCGGACAAUGGAUCGAUCUCUAUCUCCCUGGAAUACAGAGACCUGGGGGUUUUAGCAUUGUGAAUCUUCCUCCUUCUCAAUCUUCCCCUUCUAUUGAUGACUUAAAAGAAGAGAAAGAAAGGGGUAUCGAGUUAGCAAUACAAAAGCCCAUCUUAAAACUAAAUUCUGGGGGGAAAAUAAGUGAACAGGUAGCCUGGUUAUUUCAGCCUUCAUCAGAAAUUCUUGGAAAAGGAGUGGCGGUUAGAAUUGGAGGGUCAUUUACCUGGCCCCCUUCUUUUUGGGAUGAGAAGGGAGGCAAAGGGUAUCGGAAGGAGCGGGUAGAAAAUGGAAACAGGGUGGUGUUUAUAGCAGGUGGAAUGGGUAUCAAUCCUUUAAUGAGUAUGAUCUCUUGUAUUCAUGCAGAAUUGGGAGAGAACGAAAGGAGGGAAGGGAAGAAGGCACAAGGUAAAGAAGGAGAUGAUGAAACUGAAGGAAGUGAGAAGGAAGAUAGAUGCGAGAAUCUUAAGGUAAAAUUCCUCUACAGUACCAAGGUACCGACUUCCACUCCAGCAGAAGACGAGCGAAGAGAAGGAGAGGCAGAAGAAGCAACAUUGUUCCUCGAUCGUUUACAAGAAAUCUUCAAAGAGAGGGAGCAAUGGGAUUUUCAGCUUUUUGCCACCAGCUCCCCCCACAACACUACCGAGCUUUUGAAGACAAACGCAAAAUCAAACAUUGAAACCCAUCAUCGAAGAAUAUCCAACAAGGAUAUCGACCUUGCGUUAGGAACAAUGGAGGAGAGAUCACGAACGAUAGUUUAUAUAUGUGGACCGCCCACUAUGACUGAUUCCAUGGUUUCUUAUAUUCGAAAUCUUCCUGGGAUAGACCCCUCAAGAGUUUUGUGUGAGAAAUGGUGGUGA
Messenger RNA from Botrytis deweyae, 1332 nucleotides. RefSeq lists its product as uncharacterized. Gene Ontology annotation, cellular component: mitochondrion. The record is from RefSeq and is a predicted model, not a curated record. Bases 1 to 1332 code for a protein of 443 amino acids. Gene Ontology annotation, molecular function: oxidoreductase activity. NCBI's taxonomy places the organism in Eukaryota, Fungi, Ascomycota, Leotiomycetes, Helotiales, Sclerotiniaceae. The transcript has 2 exons.